GCUCGGGACUGUUUGCAGACGGAACUACCCGAUUCCAAACGGUCAGCCAACUGAUGACUUGUGUGUUUAUAUGCGAUUGCCCAAAAUUUCUACUAAACACUCUGCGAUCUCGAGAGGCCAAUGGUGACUAUUGGGUUGCGUUCGCAAACUGAAGAACAGAACGCAACGGAGUCAGUUAAGUUUCUGAUUACCUGCACCAUGUCAGAUGAGGAGGAUGGUCUAGAUGUCCUUAACAUUAAACCUCCACAAGCAGUCAUUGCUAAGCCAUCGCGGAGCAAACACAGUGAUCGUCUUUAUCAUUCCAGGUCUUCAUCAUCAUCCUCACAGCGGAAGAGCCAUCACCGUGGUCAUCACCAUGAAGAAAGGAGAAGGAGGCACAGGGAAAAAGAUGCAGAACAAAAAGAACUUUUCCUGCAACAACAGUCCUUAGAAAUAUACCCAGCAGUGCGAAGGCGACAGCAUGAUGAAUCCAGGGAUUCUCAUCGUAGUCGCCAUGAACAGCGAAGAGAAAGAAGAGAAGAGAAGGAAUCCAGGAAAGAACAAGAAAGAUUGUUCAGGAACAAAGAAUUGGAACGAGACAGGGAAAGAGAUCUCAGAAACCGUGAAGAAGAAGAAGAAAGAUUCAUGCGAACAGAAAGAGCCAGGAAUGAAUCUGCUGAGCUAAAAUUAUUAAAAUUGAAGGAAGUUGACUUGCGUGAAAAAUUACAAAAGAAAAAAGUAGACCCACAAAAAGAACGCGAGCAGGUAGAAAGGGAUCAACGAAGAGACAGAAUAUUGGCUGCAGAAAAGAUAAGGGAUGCCUGUAAGCGAGAACUUGAGGAAAGAAGGAAGAAGAACUACGGGCAAGAAAGAGAACAGGAUGCCAGGAGCCUAAGUCGCAGUAAAAGUCGCAGUCCUAAUCAUAAGGAAUCAGACAACGAUCAAGAUCGACGGAUGGAGACUGAUGAUGCAGGGUUGGUUUAUCUCUCAGAUGAGUCAAGAAGUCCAUUGGUAAUGGAGCCCUUACCUCAGACGUCACCCAUGCUGCGAUCACCAAGUCCAAUGUCUAGCCAGAGCUCAAGUCCAAAAUCCAAACACAACUCUGAUAACGCUGACACGCAUGAUAGUGAUACUAAUACUAGUCGGUCUUCUAAUUCCUCCUCUACCCCCGAAUCAUCUGAUGAUCAAGACAGGAAUAAUGGGCGAAACCGAAAUGACAAAAAUAUUGAAGGAUUAUCUCCUGAAAGAGAGCAUAUAAGUAAUGAUGUUCAUGCAAAUGAAGAAUCAGAAAUGGAAAUACUAGCUGCAGAAUCCUUGCCACCAUACCUGCCAGCAAUCCAGGGUUGUCGAAAUGUUGAGGAAUUUGAUUGUCUGAACAGAAUUGAGGAAGGAACGUAUGGUGUUGUGUAUCGUGCUAGAGACAAACGUACAAAUGAAAUCGUAGCUUUGAAAAGACUGAAAAUGGAAAAAGAAAAGGAAGGUUUCCCAAUUACAUCUCUACGUGAAAUUAGCACCCUCCUGAAGGCACAACAUCCAAAUAUAGUGACAGUCAGAGAAAUUGUAGUUGGAAGUAACAUGGACAAGAUAUACAUUGUCAUGGAUUAUGUGGAACAUGAUCUGAAAUCGCUAAUGAAAACUAUGAAGUCAAAGAAGCAAGUUUUUCUUCCUGGUGAAAUCAAGUGUCUUAUGGAGCAACUACUUAAGGCAGUCAAUCAUUUGCAUGACAACUGGAUUUUACAUCGUGAUUUGAAAGCUUCAAAUCUGCUUCUGUCCCACAAAGGAAUUUUAAAAGUGGGUGAUUUUGGUCUUGCCCGUGAAUAUGGUUCCCCAUUAAAACAGUACACUCCAAUAGUAGUUACUCUUUGGUACAGAGCUCCAGAACUAUUGCUUUGCACCAAGGAAUAUUCCACAAAAAUAGACAUGUGGUCAGUGGGAUGUAUUUUUGCUGAGUUUCUAACCAUGGAGCCCCUAUUCCAGGGCAAGAAUGAGUGCAAUCAGAUUCAUAAAAUAUUUGAAGUACUGGGAACUCCUAAUGACACAAUUUGGCCCGGGUACUCACAGUUUGCACUCUGCCAAAAAGUUAACUUGCCAAGUUACCCUGGAGUAUCUCUAAAAGCAAAGUUUGCACAAAUGAUUAGUGAUGCUGGUCUCAAGCUUCUAUCCGAUUUUUUAACCUAUGAUCCAAAUCAGCGAAUCAGUGCUGAUGCUGCUCUUAAAAGUAAUUAUUUCAAAGAACUCCCAAAAGCAAUUGAUCCCAGUAUGUUUCCAACGUGGCCUGCAAAAAGUGAAAUGGGUCAUAGAAAAGCAGCCAGUCCUAAGCCUCCUUCAGGAGGUCAAAUGUAUAAAAACAUGGCAGAGGAUGAUCGCUUUCAUAUGGGAGGAGUGGCCAAUUAUCGAUCCAAUCUGGGCGGUGGAGGUUUUAGUCUCAAGUUUUAAGUCUCCUGUGCAAGUCUUUCAGUAACCAUUCUAAAUCCUCCCCGGUCUUAGCUCUCAAGACAGAGGUGCGUAUGCUGCAAAGAGGUAUUGCCCCCCGAUGCAACUCUCAAGAUAGUUCUAACCAAAGUUUGUUGACUGGCGGCUACCGAACAAAUGAGCAGAAAAGAGUCUUUGAGCAUUAUUAAUGCAAUUUGGUAGCAGAUCUUCCUAGCUUCUCCCCCUGCUUUCCAUUUGUUUGUUUGAAUUCCUCUCGUGAAGUAUUGGAGUGUAAUAUAAGUUUCCUUUGAUCUCUUUCUUUACCUUGCGCAAUUCUCAUCUCCUAUUUCAUGCUUCGCUAUGCUAGGAUCAUUGAUAGUGAGUUUUGAAGUGGAGGUCAUUUGGGAGGCAGAAAUUUUUGACUAUAGGUAGGCUGCUUUUAGAUAUUGCAAUCUUAAAAAAUCUUGAAAAAAAAUCUAAUUUUUCUCCAAGGACCUCAAAAAACAGAGUGUAUACUACACACAGGAGCUUACAAUAUAUGGGCAAAUACAGUGUAUGUUCCCAUAUCAAAAUUCCUUGCAGAAUAUGUCAAGUACGUUUGAAAAGUCAAAAGCAACCGUCAAGAGAGAUAUAAGUGCUUUUAGUUUACCUUAGAAUUAGUAAAUUUAAAUCUUCAGCACAUGUAUAAAUCAUAAUGAACACAGCUCUUGCUGACCAUUGAAAACUCAACACUUUGGCAAUUGACUAUAUAGUUUGGUUCCACUAAAAUCUCCGUUUUUCUUUGAAGUAACGUAAUGAUAACUGUACAGUUGUCCAAAGAAAAUCAGGACCCUGAAAAAAUUAUUAUACCGUAAAGUAACGAGCAAUGAAUUUAGUGCUUGAAUUAACUCCAUUUUGGCCAGACUUGGUUUCUGGGCAAGUGAGGAAUCCUAAUCCUUGAACAUACUAAAGAAUAAUAAAUUGAUCUUGUUGAACUUGCAAAAUGGUGUUACUAUGUGGGCCAUUCUAGUAUUAUGUAAAGUAUUUUGGCCAACUUUUUGACCUCCUCUCUCCGCUUGCAAGGCACCCUUUAAACUACUUUUCACCUGCCUUUUUGAAUCAUGUAGCACUGGCCUAAUCCUCCUCCCCAUCAAUUUUAAGAAAAUUAACAAAGCAAGCCUGAAAAAUAACUUAAGAGUUUUGAAUUAGAUUUUGAUGAGAAACACAAAGGAAAGGAAGCCAUAAGUUUAAAUUUAAGUCUCUUCUACUGAUGUAAAUCUGUUAAAAGUACCAAAUAAAUAUUGUUCGAAAUA
Messenger RNA from Bemisia tabaci, 3683 nucleotides. The record is from RefSeq and is a predicted model, not a curated record. Lineage: Eukaryota; Metazoa; Arthropoda; Insecta; Hemiptera; Aleyrodidae.